Vombatus ursinus (common wombat) is the source of this 1846-nucleotide messenger RNA. RefSeq names its product tripartite motif-containing protein 55-like. Lineage: Eukaryota; Metazoa; Chordata; Mammalia; Diprotodontia; Vombatidae. Bases 1 to 1647 code for a protein of 548 amino acids. The transcript has 11 exons. The record is from RefSeq and is a predicted model, not a curated record. Gene Ontology annotation, molecular function: zinc ion binding.
AUGAGUACAUCUCUAAAUUACAAGUCUUUUUCCAAGGAACAGCAGACGAUGGACACCCUGGAGAAGCAGCUUAUCUGUCCCAUCUGUUUGGAGAUGUUCACAAAACCUGUGGUGAUUCUUCCAUGUCAGCACAACCUGUGUAGAAAGUGCGCCAGUGACAUUUUCCAGGCCUCAAACCCAUACUUGCCAACGAGAGGAGGCACUACAGUGGCAUCGGGUGGUCGAUUCAGGUGCCCUUCCUGCAGGCAUGAAGUGGUUCUGGACAGACAUGGGGUAUAUGGACUUCAGAGGAACUUGCUGGUGGAAAACAUCAUUGACAUAUACAAGCAGGAGUCCACCAGGCCAGAAAGAAAGUCAGAGCAGCCGAUGUGUGAAGAGCAUGAAGAUGAACGCAUCAACAUUUACUGCCUGAGCUGUGAAGUACCUACCUGCUCCAUGUGCAAGGUCUUUGGGGCUCACAAAGAUUGCCAGGUGGCUCCCCUCACACAUGUUUUCCAGAGGCAGAAAUCCGAGCUCAGCGAUGGCAUUGCAGUGCUCGUGGGAAGUAAUGACCGAGUCCAAGGAAUAAUCAGUCAGCUGGAAGAGACGUGCAGAAUUGUAGAGGAAUGUUGCAGAAGACAGAAACAGGAGCUGUGUGAAAAAUUUGAUUAUCUCUAUGGCAUCCUGGAGGAAAGAAAGAAUGAGAUGACACAAAUCAUUACAAGGAGCCAAGAGGAGAAACUGGAGCAUGUCCGGGCACUGAUUAAAAAGUAUGCAGAUCAUCUGGAGACAGUAUCCAAGUUGGUUGAGUCAGGAAUUCAAUUCAUGGAUGAGCCAGAAAUGGCAGUCUUCUUACAGAAUGCCAAAACGCUGUUACAAAAAAUUUCUGAAGCAUCCAAGGCAUUUCAGAUGGAGAAAAUAGAACACGGCUAUGAAAACAUGGACCAUUUUACAGUCAACCUCAAUCGAGAAGAAAAGAUAAUAAGAGAAAUUGACUUUUACAAAGGUAUAUCACCCACCAAAAAUGGCUCAGGUGGUGUGGGGAGGGAGGAGGAAGAGGAGGAAGUGGCCGAAGAAGCAUUGGAAGAUGUCUGUACAGAGUCAUCAGGGGAAGAAGAAAAUCCUGGGAUGGUAUCCCAACUCUCUCCACCAGAUGCUGAGCACCAGUCUGUACCUGAGGCACUUCCUGUUGCAUCUGAAGAACUACCACCUACCCCACCAGCCGCUGCGGGGGAUCUUGAAACUCAGGGGGAGGUGGUGCCAAGUGGUGCUCAGCAGACUCCACAGUCUGAAACUCAAGUACUGUCAACAGCAUCGGAUACCCUGGAUCCCUUGUUUUAUCCUAGUUGGUAUAAAGCCCCCAAACGGCAAGGCGCCAACCCAACUUCCACCCAAGUGAGUGAAGGUUCGGGUCAAGUAGGGCCUUCAGUUUCUGUGGAUGCCAGUGGCCAGAAGGCAGAAGAGGCAGAAACCACCACAGCAUCCAAUGAGAGGGAAGCACUGAGUGGUAAGGAAGCUAGUACCACUGCAGCCACUUCUCAGAUCAGGACUGACUCCUCUGCUCCCCAGGGACAAGUGGAAGGUGCUUCAGGGAGCAGUGAUGGAGCUGAGAAUGAACCAGCCCGCCAUAUCUUCUCUUUUUCCUGGUUAAACUCUUUGAGUGAAUGAUGUUCAUUCCAGCAGCUACCUCUCUGCCUGCUUGGCUAAGGGACAAACAGAGGCAACAGGUGACCUAGAUGAAAUGAAUAUGAAGUACUGAAUGAAUGGGACCUCUGAAUGAUUUUUCUGCAAAAAGCUUUGAUUCCAUGUUAGUUACCUAACACUUAGAGGGGGUGGGGAGAGUACUUUGGGGAACUUGCAGCCACAA